AUGUUUCCACGCGGCUUGCUCCCAUUGUUUCUUUUACUAAGUCUGGGUGCCGUCCAGACUGCAGCUGUCUCAAUCAGUAGCCUGUUCAAUGUUUUGUCAGGCGGUGGAGCGUGCAACGACGACUACGUUACCUUGAUGGACAGCUAUCUUAGCGAUGUGCAGGAAUUGUCAACAGCAUUUGCCGAUGCCAUUACACAGGCCAUUACUCUGUCUGAUUCGGAAGAGGGUUGGGUUGCGCGAGGACUUUUUUGGAGUUGGUUUGGCAUCCAAAUCGAUGAGAAUGGAGUCGUAACAUCGGAAACAGAGGCUCAGUGGGAGGUAGUCAAAGACAUCAGCACAAAGAUGACGAGCUUCUUGGGCGGAUCUGGGAUGGCCGCCCCUCAAACACCUCCUGAGAUUCUCUGCGAUGGCAACGGCUUCGCUAAGUAUUCAUGGGAAGCUUCCAUUCUCAAGUGGGAUUCCGAGACUAGUUCAUACUUCACAUACGAAAUUGACGAUGAGGAGCCUGAACUUUCGGAGAUUUACGAUUAUAAUCCCGAUCUUGUACCUUAUCUGCAGGAAGAGAACCAUAACUAUUACCUUGUCAAGGCCGGUACAUCCGAUAACAAUAUCUGCCAGAAAGACUCGGGCAAUCAAUUGUACGGCCAAGCGUUCUCUGGCCAGGGGGAGAGCACAAAGACUUAUUUGGCUAACCCAGUGCACAUGCCUGCCAUUUCACCUUUGCUUCUCAUGUGCCCGGCUACCUUGGCUGAGACGAGCUUAGCUGAUAUCAUCACCGCUAGUGAUGAUUAUGACCUGGGGGUCACUCAAAUUUCAUCUCUCACUAGCCGAGCGCGUGGUCCAACUACUCUUUUCCACGAAUUGAUUCAUCUGAUCUCAUACUGGACUGAAACUGCCGAUGGAGACUUCUCUUUCAACUCAGACGAGUAUGUCACGGAUUAUACUUGUAAGUCUUCUGAAAUCCUUAUGAUCAACUUUUUUCUCGGUUCUGACACAAAACUCGUUGCAGAUGACGUGGAUCAAUGUCUUUGGAUGGCCUUCGGACAGGCCACUGUUGAGGUUCCGCAGGAAGAUGGAUCGACAGUUGAAAAAACGUUCACCGCAUCAGAUACGGUUCGCAAUGCCGAAUCAUACACAUUUUUUGCUUUGGCAUAUUGGUAUUAUCUUGAAACAGGUGAAACAUUCUAUACAGGGCUUCUGUCGGCUUGGGAUACGCCGUUCAAUGGAGGAGACGCUGAUGGAUCUGAUGUUGGGUCAGAUACUGGUUCGGCCAAAAGAUCAACUAAACCCCUCCGCUAUGGUCAAUGGAUAGGGCACUCUCACUCCAAGCGCCACUAG
Messenger RNA from Penicillium verhagenii, 1338 nucleotides. RefSeq lists its product as uncharacterized. The record is from RefSeq and is a predicted model, not a curated record. Bases 1 to 1338 code for a protein of 445 amino acids. Lineage: Eukaryota; Fungi; Ascomycota; Eurotiomycetes; Eurotiales; Aspergillaceae. The transcript has 2 exons.